Messenger RNA from Camellia sinensis, 884 nucleotides. Lineage: Eukaryota; Viridiplantae; Streptophyta; Magnoliopsida; Ericales; Theaceae. The record is from RefSeq and is a predicted model, not a curated record.
CUCUCAAUUCUCUUCGAAAGAUGGAACACUUCAAGCCUUUAGUCAUCACCAACAUUUCAGCAAAAAACCUAAGAGACAUCAGGUUCUUCGGCAAGAUGAAGGUCUACGCCGUCAUCUCCAUCACCGGCGGCCCUUCAACGGGCCAUAAGUCGGAGUUCAGGACCUCAGUGGAUUACGAAAGAGAGACAAAUCCCAAAUGGAAGAACACUCGCAUGGAUUUCAGACUCCAUAACCCAUCUCUCCAAAACAACCUCCUCUAUCUCAACAUCAACUUUUAUUGCACUCGAAUCUUAGGUGACAAACACGUCGGCGGAGUCUGUGUCUCCGUCAAACGCCUCUUCGACAUGACAUCACGUAACGGGACCGCUUCUCAGGCGGUCCGGUAUCCAGUUGUGACUUCCUCCGGGGAAAAGCAAGGCUUUGUUGACUUCUCUUUCGCAUUUGGAGAGCCAAUUCCACAGCGACAAUAUGGGAGUACAAGUAGAGGUACUAAUUAUCGUAUCGCUACUACUCAGGCCAAUGAUAUUGAUGAUCAAGAUAAUCAAGACAACUAUGGGAGUGAUUUGAGCAGCAACGAUGCCAAUGAUAUUGAUGAUCAAGAUAAUCAAGACAACUAUGGGAGUGAUUUGAGCAGCAACGAUGCCAAUGAUAUUGAUGAUCAAGAUAAUCAAGACAACUAUGGGAGUGAUUUGAGCAGCAACGAUGCCAAUGAUAUUGAUGAUCAAGAUAAUCAAGACAAUUACGGAGGUGAUCAGAGCAAUAGUAACAACUACAGGACUUAUAAGGGGAGCAACUACAAGGUUCAUCAGAACCAUGAUUAUGACUAUCGAGAUUAUCAGGAGAACAACUACGAGAGUGAUCAGGGACAACAGCUACCGAGAUGA